UUGAAAUUCAAUGCUCAGACGGCGUUUGAGGCUCUGAACCGCUUUCGCGAAAUCUUCUCAUCGAUCUGGCAACCCACCCACCAUAUGUUCGGAGAAAUGGCCAUUGCAAAGAACGCGGAAGAAGCGGAGAACGCAGUACGCGCGGAGAAGGGCAGGAAAUGUUUUUAUUUGAAGAAAAUGAUCGGAGAUUACAUAGACACCUCGGUUCGCGUUGUGGCCACCGUCUUUCUGGCCGACUUCCUGCAGCGUCUGUAUCGCUGUGUCGUCGAAUAUGUCCGAUAUAGCCGGCAUUAUCUGCCCGAGGACCGGGUGUGGACAAUCCUCCGGCGCUCCUGCACAUACAGCAACAAGUCAGCUUACCUGCUCUUGGGUUUCGUUCUCGUGGGACUUACCCGAAUUUCGAUUAGCGGAAAUUUUAGGAGCGUAGUGCCCACUGCCCUGUUUCUGGCCCACAUGCCGCUGUACUGGAUCUUCAGCGAUCUGAGUCAGAGCACGCUGAGCUACUCCCACUGGAUAAGGGAAAACCAUGGACUGGACUACGCGGCCGGAAUGGCCUCCAACUACUUCCACGGCUACCUCAAACUUUCUCUUCCCGAGCGCAAGGACGAUGGCCUCAAAAAACGAAUGGAUGACUAUGAGGACAAGAACCAAGUCACCUUCGGAAUAAACCGACUGGUUAUCCUUAUUCCGGACGAAAUGUUUGUAAACGGGGUUCUCGAAAGCGAUUUACUGGAUAAAGCUGAGCCCCUUGAGACGAAGUACAUCAACCGAGCCGGCGUUAAUCGUCCUUUUAAGCACGCUGUCUACAGAAUGAAUCAAAAGGUUAAUGGCAAAACCUACUACUUUGCCAUCGAGGGAGCUACGCCCAUGCUCUCCUUCUUCGAUGCCAUGCAGUCGAACCUGUCGGCCACCUGGCAGAUGAAGGAACUGAAGCGGGAGAUCUGGCUCAAGUUCUACAAACAUUUGAAGGAACUUAUCACCACGUGGCCAGAGACCCGUAACUUGGUGGAGUUGAUGAUCUAUAGCUCCCACGAUUCUAACGGAAAUCUCGUAGAUGUUGGCGAAUUGCUUAAAAUUCAUAUGCAAAAUAAAACGAGAACUAUUGACGAAAUUUCCGACUAGAGUUCCAAAGAAAUCUGCGAUUUUAUUGAUGUCUACAGGAGGAAUAUAAGGUCUAGAAAGCUAUAAAUUAGAAUCACUUGUUCGACAUCAAAAACCAUGAAAAUUUUAAUUUUUAAUUCAUUUUUGUACUUUUAUACGGAUGUACCAGCUAAUGACAAUGUUGAAUGUAAUAAAUAUAUACAUUUUACUAACAUUUAAAA
This is a messenger RNA of Drosophila takahashii, 1322 nucleotides long. The record is from RefSeq and is a predicted model, not a curated record. Lineage: Eukaryota; Metazoa; Arthropoda; Insecta; Diptera; Drosophilidae.